Chaetura pelagica (chimney swift) is the source of this 1853-nucleotide messenger RNA. It is a transcript of the gene SHQ1, whose product is annotated as SHQ1, H/ACA ribonucleoprotein assembly factor. The coding region runs from base 21 to 1853 and encodes 610 amino acids. The transcript has 11 exons. Gene Ontology annotation, cellular component: nucleoplasm; cytoplasm. The record is from RefSeq and is a predicted model, not a curated record. Lineage: Eukaryota; Metazoa; Chordata; Aves; Apodiformes; Apodidae. Gene Ontology annotation, biological process: box H/ACA snoRNP assembly.
CUUUUCCUGCUGGAUUCAUCAUGAUAACUCCAGCUUUUGAGCUGACCCAAGAUCCGGAUUUUCUUACAGUAAUAAUCAAAGUACCUUAUGCCAGAGCUUCAGAGUUUGAUGUAUAUUUUGAAGGGGAAGAUUUUAAAUUUUAUGCCAAGCCCUACUUCCUCAGGUUGACACUUCCUGGAAGAAUUGUGGAAGAUGGCAGAGAAAAAGCAUCUUACAAUACAGACAAAGGAAUUUUUACUAUUCGGUUACCUAAGGAGAUUCCUGGCCAGCAUUUUGAGGGACUGGACAUGCUGACAUCUCUUUUAGCACCAAAGAAAUCAAGAUCAGCAAAACCUUUAGUAGAAGAGAUAGCUGCCUCUGCUGAGUUGUCUGAAGAGGAGGAGGAAGAAUUUGACUGGGAAAUAGAGCAGACCCCUUAUCAAGAAGGUGCAGAAAACGCUCUGCCACUACAGAGCCCGUACGGAUUUGGGAAUCUGCGGUCAGGGGUGUUCCAGCGCCUGCAGGAUGAACUCAGUGAUGUUAUUGACAUUAAGGAUCCAGAUCAAACUCCUACAGGUGAGCGUAGGAGGAAACGCCUGGAAGCUGAGGCUGCCAAAUUUGACCCUGAUCAUUACCUAGCUGAUUUUUUUGAAGAUGAAGGUAUUCAGCACCUUCUGAAGUACAAGCCAUGGUGGGUUGAUGCUCAUAAAAAAAUGACAGCCUUACAGGGAGAAAGUCAUCAGGAACAUGACACUCCUAAAUUUGUUGUCUUCUCUGAAGAAGAAAAAGAGCAGCUGAGAAAGUUCACAAAUAAAUCUUAUCUUCUGGAUAAAAGAAGCCGUCAUCAUGUAUAUCUCAGUUUAAUCGAUAUCCUUCUGGCAUAUUGCUAUGAAAUCUGUGUCAAUGAAGGGGACAAGAAUGUUGAAUCAUCCUGGAACAUCAGGAAACUGAGUGCUACGUUGUGUUGGCUGGAGAGCUUCACUAGCAUUCAUGAUGUCCUGGUGUCCUUUGGAAGAAGAGUGUUAUGCUAUCCCCUGUACAGACAUUUUGGAUUAGUGACACGUGCCUUCAGUGAUACAGGGAUGAUACUGCAACUAGGAAAAGCUGCAGUUUUGAAGUGUCUGCUGGACAUUCACAAGAUUUUUAUGGAGAAUGACCCUUCCUACAUCCUUAAUGAUCUCUUCAUUACAGACUACUGCAUCUGGAUUCAAAAAACCAAGUCCAAGAAAUUGGCUGCGCUCUCAGAAUCCUUGCAGAAAACCAUGCUCACCAAGUCUCACUUAGGAUUUGAACUAGAAGAGCUGGAAGCAGCAGCAUUGCUGGUACAAGAGGAAGAGAGCAUGUUAAGAGCUGCUGGCACAGUUUCCAAGCAACAGCUGCCUUCCUCAGAGUCAGAGACAAGUGACUCUGAAGAAUCAAGCACUACUUCAUCAUCUGAGACAGAAGGCUCUGAUUCAGAUGAGAGAGAGUCCUCAACCAGUGAAGAUGGGAAAAUGAAUUCUUCACAAGGCACACUUCAAGAGGAGAGGACAGCUCCACUUAUUGACUGUAAUGGAUUAAGGCAGGGCACAAACACUUCGAUGUUGGAGGUUAGUGAUGAAAAAUCAAAGGUUUCUUUGCAGUCUUCAUCUGUUCCUGGUAAAUUGAUAGAAGAAUUAGAAAAGCAAAUGCACACUGCAAUUAGACUUUCAGAACAGCCUGAAGGAUUGGCUACUGCAAGCUGCCUUUUACAGGAACAGGAGCAAGAAGAACACCAUGUUUCUGAACCUGACAGAUUUUCAAAAGAUACUACUGGGAAGGGGAACUUUUUGGAGGUGUCUUCAAAGACAAAUCAUUUGCUAUUUCUUUGCAGCACAAAUGAAGAUGAAGACUAA